CGCAUAUCACCUGCUUACUUGACAUGGACACUCGGCUUCGCUUCUAAAGAACCAACGCCCUGAACUUCGACCUCGACCCGAACCGCAGCAUUCAAGCAUGACAAACAUGGCCAUAACGACAACGGAGCAUCUCACCGCCUACUUGGCGGAGCAUCACCCAGAUCUACACUAUGCCACCAUCGAACGCGUCACAGAGGGCAGCUCCAACUACGUCUGGCGCAUCACUCUGGCGGACAAGAAAGGCGCUCCGCCGCUCGCGCUACGUGAGGAUGGAACGACGAUGACAACAAUGAUUGUCAAACAUGCGGAGCCGCAUUUAGCUGCGCAGCCAGAUUUCCCCUUCCCGGUCGACAGGAUGGCCUUCGAAGUCUGUGCGCUCACCGAGAUCCCCCGCGUGCUUGCUGCUACAGCUAGCAGCUCGAAUGUCCAAGGCGAUCUUGGGGCUAGCUUCGUGCACGGCACGAUUCAGGAUGCUGGCCUAGGUUCGGGGGCCGAGUCCGCGCAUAUUGAUACCAGAAUCCGUGUCCCGCGCGUCCUGUCAUUCGACGAACAAAGUCAUGUUCUCUUCCUCGAGGACGUAGGCCACACCAGCUUGGCAGAGGCUUACACAGACCCGGCGCUCGAUAUCCCCGACAUUGGCAAGAGGAUCGGGACCUGGCUCGCGCGGCUGCACGUCGGCACGACAGCUCCAGAGCUUCACCGCCAGUUUGAGCAUCCUGUCGCGAGGAGGAUGUAUCGCUGGAACUUCAACAAUCUUGCGGCGGUAUUGGAACGCCAUGGCCAUGACGGCGAGCUGGGCAGGGCGAUCAACGCCAGGUAUGGCGCGCAGCUGGAGACUGACGACGAAUGUGUCUGUCAUGGGGACAUGUGGCCGGGCAACAUCCUGCUGCGCAGUGUGGAUGCGCAUCCCAGCGGUUCGGAGGCUGGGGAUGGCAUGAACGAGAUGCAGCACGAGACCGGCAUUCUCGACACAUCUCCUACUACACGGGGGCACGAUCUGGUGGUGAUUGAUUGGGAGGUUGCGCGUAAUGGCACCGGCGCUACUGAUGUGGGCCAUUUCUCAGGAGAAGCAUGGCUGCUGGACACACUGAAAGGCAGUGCCGCUCGUGGCUCGCUGCUUGACUCGUUUCUGGUGGGUUAUAUGGUAGAGAAGGCCCGCAUAUCUGGAACCGGGUUGAAGAUGGAGGAGCGGUGGAGGAUUGCCGCACAAUUUGCUACGCAUGUCACUCAUUGGCCGACGAUAUAUGGCUGGAUUAACGAGGAUGAGACGCGACGUUGCGUAGAGUUUGGCGCAUCGUAUUUGAGCAAGGUUGACCAACGGGACGAGGAGUGGUUUCGAGCCAGUGUUCUGGCUCCUGUCUUUGCCUGAACUUGGAAUCACAUGAGUCCAAGGGUGAACUCUCCUUCAGUCAGGUGGCCUUAUCGCCAUGAUAGCCACACGCAUGCGGGUUCUACCAGCUUCGUGGGUACUAUUCCACUUUUGUAUGCCCUGGGACCGGAGCUCUCUCUCUACAUACCUAAAGUAGCCAUUCCCGC
This is a messenger RNA of Microdochium trichocladiopsis, 1536 nucleotides long. RefSeq names its product kinase-like domain-containing protein. NCBI's taxonomy places the organism in Eukaryota, Fungi, Ascomycota, Sordariomycetes, Xylariales, Microdochiaceae. The coding region runs from base 98 to 1369 and encodes 423 amino acids. The record is from RefSeq and is a predicted model, not a curated record. The transcript has 2 exons.